Molecule: messenger RNA, 3019 nt
Organism: Eufriesea mexicana
Lineage: Eukaryota; Metazoa; Arthropoda; Insecta; Hymenoptera; Apidae
Gene: NLG-4
Product: neuroligin 4
Exons: 14
Coding region: 175-2922 (915 amino acids)
Source: RefSeq, a predicted model, not a curated record
AGUGGCGCGCAGUUAGCGCUUGAACAGGCCUAAAUGAAGAGCGAUCGUCACGGGGACAGGUGAUCGAUAGCGAUUGCGAGGAGCCGCGUGCGACUGUGUGUGAGUGCGCGCGCGCCUGGUCGCACAGGGUAAUCGUGGCGGUGACGCGCGGGGGUAGGGACGGAGAGGAGCAAGAUGGAAUUCUUCCUGAUUCUCGUCUGUCUGAUUGCGCCGCCCACCCUCUCGCUCUCGAUCAAGAGCAAGCUCAAUCCACGGAUCGUUCAAACACGGUACGGCGAGGUGCAGGGGGUCGUACGCUCCUUCGAGAAACCCAACUUCCUCAAGCCAAUCGACGUCUACCUUGGGAUACCGUACGCCACCCCUCCGAUCGGCAGUAACAGAUUUUCCCCGACCAAGGCGGCCAGUCCGUGGGAAGGAGUCAGAUUAUCGGACACGCUGAGUCCAGUCUGUCCCCAAAAGCUGCCCGACAUCUCGAAUGAGCAAGAAGCGCUGGAGCGUAUGCCGAAGGGCCGGCUGGAGAAUUUGAAGAGGCUGUUGCCCUACCUGCGAAACCAGAGCGAAGAUUGCCUCUAUUUGAACAUUUACGCACCGACCAUGGGCAUGGGGGACAGCGGUAGAAAGCAUCCGGUGUUGCUGUACAUCCACGGCGAAAGCUACGACUGGGGCAGCGGAAAUCCGUACGACGGCAGCGUGCUGGCCAGCUACAACGACCAAGUGGUUGUGACGAUGAACUACCGGUUGGGCGUGCUCGGCUUUCUCAACGCCAGACCAAUAUCCCCUCAGACCAAGGCGAGGGUCGCGAAUUACGGGCUGAUGGAUCAGAUCGCGGCGCUUAAAUGGGUCCAAGACCACAUCGCCCUGUUUGGCGGAAAUCCCAAGAACGUGACGCUGAUGGGCCAAGGCACUGGGGCCGCCUGUGUUCAUUUUCUCGCCAUCAGCCCAACGGUCAGCCGCGAUCUGUUCACGAGGGCCAUCCUGUUGUCUGGCAGCGCUCUGUCGUCGUGGGCAGUGGUCGAGGAUCCUGUUUCCUACGCUCUGAAAAUUGCCAAGGCCGUCAACUGCACCAUUCCCGAAGACCUGGUGAAUAACAAUGAACGGAUCGUGGACUGUCUUCGGGAUCGUAGCCUGGAGGAACUGAUGCAGGUCGACAUACAACCACCGACGUUCCUCAGCGCUUUCGGGCCCAGCGUCGACGACGUGGUCAUCAAGCCAGACUUCCAGAAGGACCUGUUAUCGUACAUGGGCCCGGAGUUCCAAGGAUUCGGGCCACUGCCGAAGAGAGCCGAACACGGAGCUCCAAUCACGAGCAACAACAAGUACGAUUUGUUAUUCGGCGUUACUACCAGUGAGGCACUGUGGAAAUUUUCCGAGAGGGACGUACAGCUAGGAUUCGAGGGCGAGAGGAGAGACAGGAUCAUCAGGACGUACGUGAGGAACGCGUACGUGUAUCAUCUCACGGAGAUAUUUUAUACGGUGGUGAACGAGUAUACCGAUUGGGAACGCACGGUGCAGCAUCCGGUGAAUACGAAGGACGCCUGUGUCCAAGCACUAAGCGACGCCGAAAUCGUCGCGCCAUUAGUGCAAACUGGUGAUCUUUUCACCCUGAGACACACGAAGAAGUCGAAUAAUCCGCACAUCGCGCCGAUUCCUGAAAGCGAGAAGGAGCCGAUGCCCAAGACGUAUUUCUACGUGUUCGACUAUCAAAUGAAGUACGGUGACUAUCCUCAGAAAAUGGGCUCUGUCCACGGCGAGGAAUUGCCAUUCGUCUUCGGGGCGCCAUUGGUGGGCGGCUUUGGUCACUUCCUAAGAAACUACAGCAAGUUUGAAGAGGCACUCUCCGAGAGCGUCAGUGAACAGUUCGCGAAUUUCUGCAAAAUCGCGAACCCGAACGUGAUCGAUCACCACGGUCGAAACGACACGUUUCUGCCCAUCAGCGGGGAGAAAAACCGUUUCCGUAGCUUGACGUGGGAACAAUACGACCCGGUGCACCAGAAAUACUUGGAGAUCGGCCCGAAGCCGAAGCUGAGGUAUCAUUACAGAGCUCAUCAACUGUCUGUUUGGUUACGUCUUGUCCCGGAACUCCAUCGAGCCGGAAUGGAGGACGUGGAUUCGAAGCACAACCUAUUCCGUGGACACUCGGACCCCAGCUUGUACGACGGAUCGGUGAGGCCAGAUCCACUGAGCAGGAUCAGCGAGGAAUUCAAAAGGAAGAAUACCACCACCGAGCCACCGACCACUACGGACUACAAUGCUGCCACGUGUGUCAGUUACAUUCAGAACACGAAUUUUCAAAACGUUCAUAACACCAGUACGGAUCCGCUUGCCAGUCUGGAUGCAGCUGGGUAUGCCGCAUACUCGACAGCUCUCAGCGUGACGAUCGCGAUCGGAUGCAGUUUACUGAUUCUGAACGUGCUGAUCUUUGCGGGAGUGUACUAUCAGCGGGACAAAACGAGGCUCGAAGUGAAAAGCCUUCAGCAGCAACAAUUGUUGAAUCAACAGUGCGGACCACGAGGUUUCUCCGAACUCAAACAACCGCCUCCGCCGCACUCUCAUUUCCCUGGAAGCGGUCAGGUUAUCGUCGACGUCGAGAACGCCGAGAUGCUCAGAAGGAACGUUAUGAAAGGCCCUCCGAACGAUCCCAACACGCUUCUCCAACAGGGCCAGGGAACUCACACGUUGCCUCAUCAACACCAUUAUCAAAAGCAACAUCAGCAACAGCAUGCCACUCUUCCCCGAGCUUCCGUCAUACAGGACAUGAAUGCACAAACCCAAGGUCCACCAAACGGGUCCAUACAUCUGACAGUACCAAGAGCUCCGCCACCCCCGCGAGCAAAGAGUCCACCCGAGAACCAGCCCCUGCUGCAGAAUGCCACCGUGUCGAGUCGUGUGUCCCAGGCUACGAUGAGCGAGAUGAGGGUGUGAUGCUUGGACCCCCCUCCGAAACCUGUCGUGCCGGACGUUCUUACGGCAUCGACUUUGCUUUAAAUAGCAAACGCGCCGUGUCGUCUGUGCCAGUCAA